GAAGCACAUCCGAUUUAAACUUGUGGAAGUACAACACGGAAAUCUUCCAUACAUCUUUGGUGAAAAAGUAAAAGCGUUUCAGCACCAUCAACUGCAUACGACUGAAGAUGAAGAUUACCGCUUUCAUGCUUCUCCUCAUCAGUUCAGUGGCCUCUAUCAACCUCAGAUACAUCUCCAAGAGGAACUCAGUUGACGGCUGUAUAGACUGGUCGGUGGAUCUGAAGACAUAUCGUGUGUUGGCCGGAGAGCCAUUGAGGGUGAAAUGCGCUCUCUUCUACAGCUACAUCCGUACAAACUACAGCGUUGCACAAAAUGCAAAGCUGCGGCUCAUCUGGUACAGGAACAAGGGCGACUCUGAGGAGCCAAUCAUCUUCUCUGGUCACCGGCUCAGUAAGGAGGGAGAUUCCAUUUGGUUUCGCUCAGCUGAGAUGGAGGACAACGGAUUUUACACUUGUGUGCUCAGAAACUCGACGUACUGUAUGAAGGUGUCCAUGUCCCUGACGGUGGAAGAGAGUGAAGAGGGGCUCUGCUUCAGCAGUCGAAUACGUUACCUGGAGAGAGCAGAGAUCACCAAGAGUAAAAUGAUCACCUGCCCAGACAUUGACGACUAUCUCGCCCCAUACAAGCAGCCCAUCAUGACCUGGUACAAGGAGUGUCAGAGGAAAGACUGGAGAAGCUCCAUCAUCAUCAACACCACCAGUCUGUGGAUCCCAGAGGUGCAGGAAGAUGAUGGAGGAAACUAUACCUGUGAACUCAAGUAUGGCAGUAAAGUCGUCAGACGCACUACUGAACUCAAAGUCACAGCACUUCUCACGACCAGACCACCAAAAGUCUUGUUCCCAUCUGACAGACAGGCCAGUGUUAUAGAUGUACAGCUUGGCAUGCGUCUGAUCUUAGACUGUAAGGCGUUCUUCGGCUACAGCGGGGAUGCCAGACCCAUCAUCUACUGGAUGAAAGGAGAUAAGUUUGUAGAGGAGCUGGAGGGGCACAUAAGAGAGAGUGAAGUCAGGGUGGUGCGAGAAUUUCUGGCGGAGAAGGAGGUGGAGCUCUCUCUGAUGUUUGAUGCUGUGGAGGACACAGACAUGGGCAACUACACCUGUAAUGUGGAGAAUCACAUCGGCCGCAGUAGUGGAAGUGCCAUCCUACAGAAGAAAGAUGCGUACAGGUUGGAGCUCGUUGGUGGUUUGGGUGCCAUCAUGCUGUUAUUAGGGAUCUUCACAGGAAUCUAUAAAUGCUAUAAUGUGGAGAUCAUGCUGUGUUACAGACGACACUUCGGUAGCGAUGAGACAGAUGACGACAACAAGGAAUACGACGGCUACCUCUCUUACACCAAAGUGGAUUUAGAGUCAGUGGAGCAUGAGAUGAGCGAGGAGGAGCAGUUCGCUCUGGAGAUCUUACCUGAUGUCCUGGAGAAACAUUACGGAUAUAAACUCUUCAUCCCUCACCGUGACCUUAUUCCCAGUAGCACAUACAUUGAGGAUCUGGCACGGAGCAUGGAGCAGAGCAGGCGUCUUAUUAUCGUGUUGACCCCUGAGUUUGUGGCCCGCCGCGGUUGGAGCAUCUUCCAGUUUGAGCCGCGGCUGCACAACAUGCUGGUGACAGGCGAAAUCAAAGUGAUCAUAAUCGAAUGCUCCGACCUACGCAACGUUAUUAACUACCAGGAAAUAGAAGACCUCAAGCACACCAUUAGAGUGCUGUCUGUCAUUAAAUGGUGCGGCCCCAAAAGCAACCAACUCAAAUCCAAGUUAUGGAAGCAGGUGCUGUACGAAAUGCCCGCUAAGAAAAAAGAGUUGUUGUCUCGGCGGCAAGUGUUGGACUCGGGUGAGCAGGGGCUCUUCGGUGACCUGCAGGCCGUAUCAACGGUUGCCAUGACUGCGACCUCAGCAUCGUUGGCACCGGCUCAUGUUGAAAUACCAGACUAUAACGAGCCGGCCCACCUGCAAAUGCGACAUUUCUGCCGCAGCUACGAAUACGAGCUUCCCACCUCUGCCAUCGCCACGCUUAACAGCCACCACAUGUACUGCAAUUUACCCAUGACACUGAUGAAUGGACGGGUGAUGCACAACAACAUUGGAAAACCCAAGAAGGACAUUCACUUAAACAGCACAUUUGUACCGCUGUCCGGACAAGAACUUUCCAGUGAUAUCUGGUAGAACACCUCACAGCAAUCACUGGCAGGGUUGGGGACAAAUUCAGAAUUUAAGAAUUGGUUCCCUUUCAAUUCAUGAGUUGGAAUUUGAAUUGAACUGGCCACACACAACAGGAAGCUGAAUCAGAACGGAGGUCACACAAGCUGUGAAGAGUAGAAAAUAAAAAACAAACAUAAAAUUACCUAACUAAUUUUGACUAAUUGUGCUUAUUUAUUCUGUUAAUUAUGUCAUAUUUUUUCUCAACUGAUAUAUUUCUCUAAACUUAAUUUAAUAUGAUCAAAACAAUUAACACAGCCAUAAAACGGAAAUUAAUGUAUCAUUUAUAAUAUUGUAAAAAUAUUUUUACUUAUGAAUUAAAAACAAACAUUUAGUGGAAUUUCAUUGAUUAUUAAUAUCAGCUCAUGUUUUUUGGGAAUACUCCAUACAGUAUGUUGUGCGUGAUAACAUGUUAAUUGGAAAUUCAUAUUGAAAAAUGAAAUGUUUUAUUAUAAAUAGUUACACAGGUACUUUCUAUGUAUUUCUUUGAAUUCCAUUUUGAUUCUACUUCCUUAAAUUCAAAUUUGAUUGACAAUUCUGCAUCCUGUUUGCCAACUCUAUUCAAAUUCAGGAAUUUAUUUGGAAUUUGAAAGGCAUUCUCAAUUCAAUUCUGAAUAGCACGCAACCUGGCCGCCCACCGGGCCAAAUAGCUUUGCUGAUUUGAACUUUUUUCUUCCUUUUCAUUUGCAUGAUAUCAUCUAGUUAAGAGACAAUACAUAAUGACAUGAUAGUUUAUCUCUGUUUCUUCCUGUCUUUAACUACCUGUUAAAUGUUUUCAUACUUUGCUGAGACAGGCGAAGCACUACUGACAUUGUUUUUCUACUUGAAUUUCUUCUUUUUGGAGAUAUAAGUAAGAAAACACCUUGUAUUUCAUGCUCAAGGUAUUCAUACUAUGUACAGUUUCAUAAUGAUUUUUUUGAAACAGCCACAUCUUUGAGUGAACGCACAUUAAAUGUUUUAUUUCAGGAGAUCAGAUAAUGACUUUGGUUGUUGCAGCACAAUAAUGUAAAGACACGUCUGCGCUGAGCUUUAAACAAUAUUAUGUUCUAUUUAUGCAAAUAAAUAUUCUUCAAAUUUUAAUAAGCACACUGAGAUUGUUUGUAGCCAAUUAGGAGAAAGUAUUUAAAUAUUUGAUACAGCUUAUCAUUUGCCUUAUUUCCUGACAGCUCUGUUCUUUUCUGCCUCGAAAUUAUGUUUUGUUUGACGAUGUUUUCCCAGAGCUUGCUUUUUCAUAACAUUAGUUGUUUAUAUGUUGUGUUUGGUAUUUGAUUCAGUGCUGCUAGUGAUCAAUAUUUCACUUAGUUUUAUCAAAUACAUUCAUUUUAUUUAUCAUAUUUAUUAUAUUUUCAUUAGAUUUAUAUGCCAUGUUGCCCUCUCUUUCUCUUGUUUAAAGACAUUAAAGAUCACCCAAAUGUGAUUUAAUCUUGUAUCCUCAUGACUAGGAACCAUUUGACUCUUUAGAUAUGGUGAUGUAUGGGACUUGAAUGAAAAUGCUGAAGAGUAUAAUCUGUCUUUUAUUGAAUAUUCCCCAACUGAGCAGCUAGUCUGAUUCACAGGUUAUUGUUUUUGAAUGAGCAAAUAAUGUAUUUGUAAUAUACAUUGCAAAAUAACCUUUGUUUAUUAUCAGACCAUAAUAAUGAAUAAUACAUGAAUAAUUAAGUGUGAGAGAUGUCUUAUUAAUUUACAAUAAAAUA
Myxocyprinus asiaticus (Chinese sucker) is the source of this 3880-nucleotide messenger RNA. RefSeq names its product X-linked interleukin-1 receptor accessory protein-like 2. The record is from RefSeq and is a predicted model, not a curated record. The transcript has 11 exons. Gene Ontology annotation, molecular function: interleukin-1 receptor activity. NCBI's taxonomy places the organism in Eukaryota, Metazoa, Chordata, Actinopteri, Cypriniformes, Catostomidae. Gene Ontology annotation, biological process: signal transduction. Bases 108 to 2153 code for a protein of 681 amino acids.